AUGAAUAAGGACACCCUAACUGAGUCUAGGAGCAAGACGGCAGGAAAGUCAGAUGAGCACCCCAAUCUGUGGAUAGAGCGCUUCUUCAACCGGAGAUGCUGCAUCACCUUCCUGACUGGCUGCUACAGCUGCCACUGGCAAUACAGAGAGUGGGAGAAAACUGAACUUGGAUCCUGUUGCUGCGCCUGGAAAGAACAGUUUUUUUAUAUGUGCCUGGUAGUUGCAUUCGUCCUGUCUGUGAUUUUCCUGUUUGUGUGGGUUGAAACCUCUAACGAGUACAACGGCUUUGACUGGGUUGUUUAUCUAGGGGCAAAACGCUGGUUCUUGUGGUCCAUUUUUAUGUUGAGUAUAGCCGGGAUCCUGACUGCCUACACGUCCUUGCUUUUGUUACUCAGCUUUUUUUUACUCUGGGAAAGGAUUGAACUAUAUCUGCAUACGUGUCAUAAGGUCUUCAUUCUCCUGGUGAUCCUGCUGUGCUCCUUCUUACUGUAUAUUCUGAACCAAUACUGGACGGACAAGUGGCUGAUAGCUGGGCUGUCGCUGCAGAUCUUUGCUCCCUUUCUGCACCUGAGCCUCAUAACUGUGAUGAUUCUUCUUUCCUGGCCCCUAGCCAUCUGUGUGGCCCACUUGGAAUCGGAAGUUAGAAUAAGAAGAUACAGAAUGGCAGGUUACGAGCAUGAAGUCCUGGAGACAUGUAAUAUAUUCACAAGGUUAAAAGCUCUACAGGUAGCUGCUGUACUCCCCUUCUUUAUCAUUCUUUUGUGUCUUUACUUGAUGCCGCUGGGGAUUUAUUCUCCCUGCAUUCUGAAAAAGGAGAAUUUAGGGCCUAAGCCUACCUUCUUUGGACACAGAGGCGCACCCAUGCUGGCACCAGAGAAUACCAUGAUGUCCUUUGAGAAGGCCGUGGAACAUGGUGCCUUCGGCCUGGAGACUGAUGUAUACUUAAGCUAUGACGCGGUACCUUUCCUUAUGCACGACUAUGACCUGAGCAGAACAACCAACAUCAGAGAGGUCCUGCCCUCAGCCGCUUUCAACCACACUGCCACCUUCAGCUGGACUUUCCUGUCGACUCUGAAUGCCGGCCAGUGGUUUAUAAAGCAUAAGCCAUUUUUUGGCAUGAAACCUUUAUCAGAGGCUGAUAAAAGAAGAGCAAGCAACCAAUCAAUUCCAUCGCUGGCUGAGUUAUUAGAACUUGCAAAAAAUGAAAAAAAGUUUGUAAUAUUUGAUCUUUUCGGCCCUCCACCGAAGCAUCCUCUCAGAAACACGUUCAUUCGAAGAGUGGUCAAGGUCAUCCUUGACUCCAACAUCGAGCAGCAUCUGAUACUUUGGUUGCCAGGUUACGACAGAGACUAUGUCAGGUUCAAGGCUCCUGGUUUCCAGCAUGUGGGCCGUUUAAGAACCCUCAAGGAGCUUGCUAAAGAGAACAUGACGAUAGUAAAUGUUGACUACAAGAGGCUGUUCUACCGGCGGAUGGUGAGACAUUAUCAGGCAGCUAAAAUCCACAUCAAUAUGUACAUUGUCAACGAGCCUUGGCUCUUCUCAUUGGCCUGGUGCAACCGGAUCGACUCUGUGACCACAGACAACAUCCAGGUCCUGAACCAGCUCAGUCACCCACUCUUCUUCAUGACACCAGGAUACUAUACGUUCAUAUGGCUUUUCAUGGUCAUUGCUUCUGCAAUUAUCAUUGGCGUUGUAUUUUAUUAUCACUGGGUGAAAGAACUUAAGAAAGAGAAGUGGCUCAAAGACACUACCAGCGCAUCUGCAGCAAGACAGGUCCUGCUCUUCAUCUCUGCCCUGAUGAGAGCAGAGGGCGGGGGUGAGGGGAACUGA
Molecule: messenger RNA, 1830 nt
Organism: Microtus oregoni (creeping vole)
Lineage: Eukaryota; Metazoa; Chordata; Mammalia; Rodentia; Cricetidae
Product: glycerophosphodiester phosphodiesterase domain-containing protein 4-like
Exons: 16
Coding region: 1-1830 (609 amino acids)
Biological process (GO): lipid metabolic process
Cellular component (GO): membrane
Molecular function (GO): glycerophosphodiester phosphodiesterase activity
Source: RefSeq, a predicted model, not a curated record